AUGGUGACCGUGAUCGCACUCUCCCUCGACGCCCGCGCGCGCGCGAGCGCCGUUCCGUCGACGAGCGCGAGACGACGGCGUCGAGAGCGUCACGCUUCGGCGCGAACCGCACCGCGAACGUCCUCGCGCGCGCGCGCGUCGUCGAACGAGCCAGAGGACGAGGGGCCGGGGACGCUCACGAUCGAUGACGUCUUACGCGCGUCCCCGGCGGGGUACGGGGCCACGCUCGGGAUGGCGUUGUUGGUGAAUCGCGCGCUGAGCGGGACGGCUCCGGUGGCGGACGCGUCGAGCGCGCAGAGUCGAGCGGACGUGUUGGGGCUGGUCAUGGCGGCGACGUUGAUAUUGACCGGGUUCACGUGGAUCGCGUUGAAACCUCGAGCGCCGAACGUGGUGGAUUUAGUGGGGGCGUCGAUCGAGACGCCGUACGUGACGGAACGCGCGAGCGCCGAGUUGCGAGAGGAGUUGGCGUGGACGUGGGACACCGCGAGAAGAGCGACGAAUUGCGAUGUGAUGGCUGUUUUUACAUCGAGCGGUGAACGCGUGAUGCAAGCCGGGAUCGGGGCGAACGCGUUGGGCAAUCCCGAGGUUUUACGCGCAGACGUGACGCUGGGACCCAUUUGCGCCGCCGCGGCGACGAAAGGCGAACCGAACUACCUGGCGAAUCUCAUCCUGUUCCCGGGUCGCGUCGAGUUCGAAUCUUUCUUUCCGGUGAACACUCAGGCUGUGUGCGUGCGUCCGAUCGGCGACGGCGCCGUGCUCGUGAUCGGCUCUCGCACGCAACGCGGUUUGACUCCGCGAGACCAGCGCUGGUUCGCCGCCGUCGCGCAAAAGCUCGACGUCGCCCUCGACCGCGGUCUCUCCUGA
This is a messenger RNA of Ostreococcus tauri, 864 nucleotides long. RefSeq names its product Protein of unknown function DUF2930. Gene Ontology annotation, cellular component: chloroplast. Gene Ontology annotation, biological process: cytochrome b6f complex assembly. The coding region runs from base 1 to 864 and encodes 287 amino acids. The record is from RefSeq and is a predicted model, not a curated record. The transcript has a single exon. NCBI's taxonomy places the organism in Eukaryota, Viridiplantae, Chlorophyta, Mamiellophyceae, Mamiellales, Bathycoccaceae.